GGGCGCAGCAGCGGGCGCGGAGGUCCGGGCGGGCGCGCGCGCCCCCGCCACACGCACGCGGGGCGUGGUAUAAAGGAGAGCAAGCGACGCGCUCUCUCCUAACUCGGUUCGGUGCUUUGGAUCCGUUUCCAUCGGUCUUAACAGCUGCUCGUCAGACCCUAGCAGCCAAGAUGGUCAAGCAGAUCGACAGCAAGGAUGCUUUUCAGGAAGCCUUGGAUGCCGCAGGUGAUAAACUUGUAGUAGUUGACUUUUCAGCCACGUGGUGUGGACCUUGCAAAAUGAUCAAGCCUUUUUUUCAUUCCCUCUCUGAAAAAUAUUCCAAUGUGGUAUUCCUUGAAGUAGAUGUGGAUGACUGUCAGGAUGUUGCUUCAGAGUGUGAAGUCAAAUGCAUGCCAACAUUCCAGUUUUUUAAGAAGGGACAAAAGGUGGGUGAAUUUUCUGGAGCCAAUAAGGAAAAGCUUGAAGCCACCAUUAAUGAAUUAGUCUAGUCAUGUUUUCUGAAAACAUAACCAGCAGUGGCUAUUUAAAACUUGUCUUUUUUUUAAUUUACAAAAAAUGUAAAGUAUAAAGACUAUAAAUCCAAUUGCCAUCUGGGUGACAAUAAAUCAUUAAUUCUCACACUUUUUAAAA
Sapajus apella (tufted capuchin) is the source of this 630-nucleotide messenger RNA. It is a transcript of the gene TXN, whose product is annotated as thioredoxin. Gene Ontology annotation, molecular function: protein-disulfide reductase activity. The transcript is spliced from 5 exons. The record is from RefSeq and is a predicted model, not a curated record. The coding region runs from base 171 to 488 and encodes 105 amino acids. Lineage: Eukaryota; Metazoa; Chordata; Mammalia; Primates; Cebidae.